AUGCCGACUAAACUUGUAGUAGAAUCACUUGAUCAUCUGUUACCUGUUAUAACUAAGAUGAUCAAUUCAUCGCUACUUGGGGGACACUUUCCGAAGGUAUGGAAAGAAGCCCUUAUUGAUCCUCGCUACAAAAAAAGCUGGAAUUAAUGACUUCACUAAUCUUCGUCCAGUUAGUAACCUGCAGUAUGUGUCGAAAUUGGUAGAGCGUGCAGUAUUUGACCAGGUACACGCACACCUUUCUGAACAUGACCUCUACCCCUUGUUGCAAACUGCGUAUAGACGAGGUCACAGCACAGAAACAGCCUUACUCAAGAUAUAUAAUGAUAUAUUAAUGGCAAUGAAUCGUCAGGACGUUGUUCUGCUUGUGUUGUUGGAUCUGAGUGCUGCCUUCGAUACAGUGGAACAUUCUGUGUUACUAUCUCGUCUGAGCACAAGUUUUGGGAUCCGAGGUACAGCACUGGAGUGGUUUGCGUCAUACCUAUCGGGGCGUUCUCAGCGUGUCUCACUAAGUGACAAGUGUUCGGAAUCUCUACAGUUAAAUCAAGAAGUUCCUCAAGGGUAUUGUUUAUAGGGCCGUUACUGCUUACUCUGUAUGCCAGUAAACUGUUUAAUUUGAAGUUGUCAAGAGACACCUGCCUAGCGUUCAUGCUUAUGCAGACGAUACGCAGUUAUAUUUAGCGGUUAAACCUGGCUGUGCCUCAAGUACCGAUGAUGCCAUUGCUACUAUGGAACGGUGUGUAAAUGAGAUAAGAGCCUGGAUGCUGUGUGACAAACUGAAGAUCAAUGGUGGCAAAACAGAGUUUGUAGUA
This is a messenger RNA of Porites lobata, 809 nucleotides long. The record is from the annotation of a GenBank genome assembly. NCBI's taxonomy places the organism in Eukaryota, Metazoa, Cnidaria, Anthozoa, Scleractinia, Poritidae.